CUCCUCCCCUCCCCAGCUAUUUAGCGAUGAUUCAGAUGAGCCCUCCCAGCCCUUCGCCUCUGCCCGGACAUCAUCCCUAUCCCUGCUUCAAAGGCCUUUUUCCUCUUCUCCUUUACCAUUACCUCCACCUUCUGCCCACCUAACUCCCUGUCCCUGUCCUCUUCUGCCUCCUCGCUCCCGGCUCCCUAGCUCCUUCCACCUCCGCGCGGCUCCCUUUCCUCUCCAGGUGCGCACCCCAACCCCGGCGCUCCGCUGUGCGCUUGCGCUCUGUGCCCGCGGGAGCCGAGAGGGCAACCGGUGGAACUUGGGCGCCGCGACUGCGGUUUACACAGGAUCCAGGCCUGGGGGCCGACGCCCGCGCCGGCGUGGGACAGGUGGCUGCUCUCGCCCAUACCGCAGCCCUUCUGCCCGCGAUGGGCUGCUCCAGCAGCGUCCUCAGCAAGGCCGGCGACAGCAGCAGGCCCCGCAGCGAAGAAAGUGAGUCCUGCCUUGCCCAACCAAAAGCACACACACUGGGAAGAGAGCCUACUUUUUAUAGCGAAGUACAAAAGGAAAGCCUUCCUCCAUUACAAAAGCUGAAGAUUUCAGCAGUGUCUACAGCGAACGGUGUUAAAUUCCUCCAUGGAGAGCCCCUGGCAAAGGAUGCUGCAGACCAACCCGGAUCCACAGAGAAGACUCAGCCUCUAGAGGGACCCAAGGAGUCUGAGCCACCUCAGCCAGGUGGCAAAGAUGAUACUUCAGGAGUAGAAGAAAAGAAGAAAAAUGUGGAAGUACUAACAGAAGCUCAGGCUUUAAAAGGAAAUGCUGAGCCUGAACCUUUAGGAGCAGAAGCCAAUCAUCAGCCUUUGAGGGAAGCAGGAGAGAGGGACUCUCCUGGAGCAAUGGGAGGUACUGAGGAUCCACAGACUGCUGGACAGAUGACACCUCUAGGAACAGCUGAGAAAACUCCGCCUCCGGAAGCAGUGAGAGAGCCACAACCUCAAGAAGCAAAGGGAAAGGAUGAACAGUUCCAACUCCCAGAAGCAGUUCCUAAGGAGACUGAAUCUCCAGGAAUUUUGGAAAGAUGUCAGCUUGUGGAAACAGCUGAAGAGCAGCAACCUCAAGAAACAUUGGGAAAAGACGAGCAGUCUCAACUUCUAGAAACAAUUCCCAGAAAGAAUGAAUCGCAGGAAGUAUUGAACAGAAGUCAGCUUGUGAAAAGAGCGGAAGAGCAGCAACUUCAAGAAACACUGGGAAAAGAUGAGCAGUCCCGACUUCUAGAAACAAUUCCCACAGAGAAUGAAACACCAGAAGUAUUGGACAGAAGUCAGCUUAUGGAAAGAGUUGUAGAGAAUGAUUCACUCCAUAAAAUUCCUGAAGGUCCAGGAAACAUGGAACAGAUUCAAUCUGAAGGAAUCAUUGGAAGCAUGGAGCAUUCAGCAGGAGUUUUAGAAACAGGGACAAAUAUGGAAAUAGUCAGGAAAAUUCAUACUAAUGAAGAGGAGCAAGACAUUGAAGGUGAGACAGGAGAGAAGGUGGAAACAGAGAUGGAGAAUGAGAAAGUUGAAGGGGCUGAAACAAAAGAAGAAGAAACAGGAGAAGCUGUGGAUCUCUCAGCAACCACAUAGAUAGAUAUGGUGACGGAAGGGUAGACAGACACAGCGUAUCACAAUGGAGAAGACAGAAAACUGGUUGUGAAGCUUGUGGUUACAGAUCUCAUCUCUCAACAUCUGCAUGUUUUAUACAAGGAGUGUGGUUAUCAUGUUUUUGAUUACAUUGCUCCAUAAAACUGCUAAGGUGUAAACAGUUUUCUUAGCUACUUAGAAUAGUUAUACGUUUACAACUACAAUAGCUGGAGCCAAUAACAACUGGAGUCUAUGAUCAUUUAAGAGUGUGUGGGUGUUCUCUUCAUUGUGGCAGUGGGACCAUUCAGUGUAGAAAAUUAAUUAGACCCUAAAAAGAAAUUAUAAACCUUUAGGUAUAGGUGGCUGGAGAAGGCAGUUAGGAAAUUUUAAGGAGCUCAUGAUAAUAGUCACACAGCUAUAAUUAUGAUGGAAUAAGAAUGAACAACAAAAACAGGGCAGAUUAUACCUAGUAUUUCUUUCCUAUCACAGAAUUUAAAGUUGGUAGAAACCUUGGAAAGUAUGUCAUCUAAUUACCUUCUCACCUUAAGUCUGUCUGCUACCAUAGAUCCUUAUUUAUCAUGUAUGUUUAAUAUGUUAACAAAAUGCUGUUGAUUUUACCCUUAUGUGAGGUGUUUCCAUUGGUAUUCUCCUUUGGACUAACAUUAAAGAUAUUUAAAGUUAAUUGACUUUUAAGUAUACUUUAGAGGCAGCAAACAGCAAGAAUUACAACCUAGAUUUGUUGCCUAUGUGGAGUCUAUUCUUUGAGACCUAUUCCUUUUUCAAUUACUGUGAUUUAAUGUUAGGCUUUAGAAGUGGAAAGGAGCUAAAAAAUCAAGAUUUCAAAACCAUUUAUAGAUUAAAAAAAGUCACUUUUCUUGAAAGUCACUUUUCAAGAAUCCUUCCAAAGUUGCCAAGGGAUUUUGGUAAAUGAUUCUAUGUGAAUAAUAAUAAUGAUAGCAAUCUUGCCUACCAUUGAGUGCCUUGUGUUUAUGAAUAUCAGGAUAGAAUUAUAUUCUGGAAACAUUUGGUUUAUUUAUCUUAUUUGUAAAAAUAUAUUUUUAAGAUAACUGCCCAGAUGAAUUAACUAGACUCCUUUACCUUAGCUUCUAUAUUAAAAUGACCACUAAGAUGACCUGUAAUUGAUUUCAAGACUAUAGGAUACAGGGAAGAAUUGUCAUCGUUAUUCUGAUUUUAAUAUUAGUCUGUGUUUCUGACUGUAAAGAGUUGAAGCAGACAAGAGGAGUUACUUGAGUAGAUGACAUCACCCUUUCUGCAGAGUAAAGAAGCUGGAUUGUGACUUUAUUGAGAGCAAGAACUGCUUUAUGUAUCUUUGAAUUUAGCCAUUUAGCUCCUUUAAUGGAACAUGAUAGGUGCUUGAUAAAUACUGGUUGAAUCAAUAAAUGAAUAAUAAAUA
Equus caballus (horse) is the source of this 3018-nucleotide messenger RNA. RefSeq names its product glutamate rich 5 (gene ERICH5). NCBI's taxonomy places the organism in Eukaryota, Metazoa, Chordata, Mammalia, Perissodactyla, Equidae. The record is from RefSeq and is a predicted model, not a curated record.